This is a messenger RNA of Musa acuminata subsp. malaccensis (wild Malaysian banana), 1173 nucleotides long. Its product is annotated as 14-3-3-like protein. The record is from RefSeq and is a predicted model, not a curated record. Gene Ontology annotation, cellular component: cytoplasm. Gene Ontology annotation, biological process: signal transduction; intracellular protein localization. NCBI's taxonomy places the organism in Eukaryota, Viridiplantae, Streptophyta, Magnoliopsida, Zingiberales, Musaceae.
UGCUCGUUUUCGCAGGAAGAAAAAGCGAACCAAUGGGAAGAAAGAGGGAAGAAGAACCAAAAAAAAAAAAAAGUCUCGUGCAGGGUUUUCCACGUUCCCCCCUCGGAUCCACCACCAUCUCGACGAUUUUAUAAGAAAUUGGUGCUUAAGAUUUAGAAAACGGGAAGAUGUCUCCGGCCGAAUCAUCCCGUGAGGACAAUGUGUACAUGGCCAAGCUGGCCGAACAGGCGGAGCGCUAUGAGGAGAUGGUGGAGUUCAUGGAGAAGGUAGCAAAGACGGUGGAUGUUGAGGAGCUCACCGUGGAGGAGCGCAACCUCCUCUCUGUGGCUUACAAGAAUGUUAUUGGAGCCCGCCGGGCCUCUUGGCGUAUCAUCUCCUCUAUUGAGCAGAAGGAAGAGAGCCGUGGGAAUGAGGAUCAUGUUUCCCUGAUCAAGGAGUAUCGUGGAAAGAUCGAGGCUGAGCUUAGCAAGAUCUGUGAUGGCAUUCUGAAGUUGCUUGAUUCCCAUCUGAUAUCCUCUUCCACCACGGCCGAGUCCAAGGUGUUUUACUUGAAGAUGAAGGGGGAUUACCACAGGUACCUUGCGGAAUUUAAGACGGGGGCUGAGAGAAAGGAGGCUGCUGAGAGUACACUGUCAGCCUAUAAGUCUGCUCAGGACAUUGCCCUGGCCGAACUGGCCCCAACUCAUCCUAUUAGGCUGGGGUUGGCUCUUAAUUUCUCAGUGUUCUAUUAUGAAAUUGUGAACUCGCCUGAUCGUGCUUGCAGUCUUGCAAAACAGGCUUUCGAUGAGGCUAUCUCGGAGUUGGACACUCUGAGUGAGGAAUCUUACAAGGAUAGCACAUUGAUCAUGCAGCUGCUUCGUGACAACUUGACCUUGUGGACCUCCGAUAUCACUGAGGAUGCUGGAGACGAGAUCAAAGAACCCUUGGUGCGUGAAUCUGGAGGACAGUAAAACUAAUCACAAAGCCUGCUUGUGAUGGACAUUGCCUUGUAUUUUUCUUUUGUGGUUUCUUGGUGUGUUUGAAGGUUUCAGGUCUUUCUCCUCGAUGCUGUUGUUGGUAGCGAACCUUUUUAGUUUAUUUGACCUACAAUUUAACAUCUUUUGGAAGAUCCAAUGUGCUUAUACUUUUAUCAGGUAAGCUUUUAGCUCUCAUGAUAUCUUUUAUAUUGGCAUU